Molecule: messenger RNA, 1364 nt
Organism: Homarus americanus (American lobster)
Lineage: Eukaryota; Metazoa; Arthropoda; Malacostraca; Decapoda; Nephropidae
Exons: 3
Coding region: 3-773 (256 amino acids)
Source: RefSeq, a predicted model, not a curated record
GGAUGUUCAUGGAACCAACGCCGUCUAAGAUUCAGGAGACUAAGGAACUGAGACAACUAAGUCGGUGGGCCAGGGGGGAGGACUCCCUCCCUCACAUCCUUAUAAUAGGCUACACCUCGUGGAUGAUGCAACUUAUGAUGAUGAGGAGGAGUUACACCUCCGACGUGCUGGAGGUCAUGAGAGAGAUGCAUCAACAAGUCGUCCCUCUCCUACACCAGAUCGCUCAGAGGACUCGGGUGCUGGUGGUGGCUCAGGGUCGCUACAGGGAGCACAGUUUUACUGUACCAAUCUACAACAUGGCGUCAAUCUUAGGGGAUGCCACCUUCGACUGGAGCGAGAUGCUGUUCCAGUAUUAUCUCCGUCAGUAUAAAGACCACCAUCUUUCUCCUGCCACGCCCCACGUCUCCUACACCUUUCCAACACCCAUCACUGGGUCUUUACAACAACACUCCCCCGUCCCCCAGGGUCCCACGACCAACACUGCGAUACAACAAACUACCAGGACCAACAGAGACCAUUUGGACCCCAGAGAGACAGGUGGUGGAGUGUGGUGGUGGGACACUGGUGUGCCUCUCAACCUGGCGGGGAUCAGUGAGUGUGAAGAACUGUACCGUCGAGGGCUGGUGGACAGCUCCGUGUACACCAGUGAACACCUCAGGUGUACAGACGACCAUCACGUAGGAGAGGACGUGCUGUCUGACCAAAUCACCAUGCUGCUUAACCUUAUGUGUAACUCGAUCAUGCAGCCACAUACGAAUGUUUGUUGUCACUGAAGAGGUAUUUGAUCUUGGUCAUAGCCUCACGCUGCACUGCCUGCCACCGUUAAUGACUUACAUUGACCCAGAUGAAGAGUAACAAAUGUUAUCACUAUUGUAAAGAAAAUUAUUUACUUUCAUACAAGUAUAAAAAUGUAUUGUAAAAACUUAGGACGUUAAUAAUCUGUGGAAGAAACGACCUUUUUAUCAUUCCUAUAAUCAUCAUUAUUUUUAUUAUUAUUAUUCAGUGGUGUCAGGUACCCUCUACUCAUAUUUAAGCUACACUCGGCAUAAAAUAAUUGAUUCAAUUAAAAUUAUGACACUUAUGUAAAAUAAUAAUUAAGUGUGUUAACAUUAGGAUAUCGGAACGCUUUUUGUUAACAUUAUUAUAUGAGAACGUGAUAGCCUGUCAGAGGUUAACAUCAGAUUUUUGGAACACUAUUUACUGCCGAAUUAAGUAGUCAACAUUACAAUAAAUCCGUAGACUUAAAAGCAGAUUUUAGCUUGGAGAAUAACAGAGAAGCGUCCUUAUUCGUGUGUGUGUGUGUGUGUGUGUGUGUUUAAUAAUAAUAAUAAAAAUAAUAAUGAACGGAUUAUUGAAAAUGUUCU